Molecule: messenger RNA, 1054 nt
Organism: Notothenia coriiceps (black rockcod)
Lineage: Eukaryota; Metazoa; Chordata; Actinopteri; Perciformes; Nototheniidae
Source: RefSeq, a predicted model, not a curated record
UGUUGUGCUCACCUCCCCCUGUGCUCCUCCUCAGUGUUGUGCUCACCUCCCCCUGUGCUCCUCCUCAGUGUUGUGCUCACCUCCUCCUGUGCUCCUCCUCAGUGUUGUGCUCACCUCCUCCUCAGUGUUGUGCUCACCUCCUCCUCAGUGUUGUGCUCACCUCCUCCUGUGCUCCUCCUCAGUGUUGUGCUCACCUCCCCCUGUGCUCCUCCUCAGUGUUGUGCUCACCUCCCCCUGUGCUCCUCCUCAGUGUUGUGCUCACCUCCCCCUGUGCUCCCCCUCAGUGUUGUGCUCACCUCCUCCUGUGCUCCUCCUCAGUGUUGUGCUCACCUCCCCCUGUGCUCCUCCUCAGUGUUGUGCUCACCUCCUCCUGUGCUCCUCCUCAGUGUUGUGCUCACCUCCCCCUGUGCUCCUCCUCAGUGUUGUGCUCACCUCCCCCUGUGCUCCUCCUCAGUGUUGUGCUCACCUCCCCCUGUGCUCCUCCUCAGUGUUGUGCUCACCUCCCCCUGUGCUCCUCCUCAGUGUUGUGCUCACCUCCCCCUGUGCUCCUCCUCAGUGUUUUGCAGGGGGGGGGCAGAGGGCCUUCCCGUGCUCAGUUCAGGGUCCGGGUUACCUUCCCAGUAAAACUCCGUACGAACACUACCACGCUGCGCUGGACCAGAUGAGAGGAGCGUCUCCGGCACCAGGCAGCCCGGCACCAGGCAGCCCGGCACCAGGCAGCCCGGCACCAGGCAGCCCGGCACGGGUCCCGGCGGCUGCAGGCCCGGUUCUGCCCAGCAGCCCGUCCCGGGUCCUGAACCCGGAUGCCAUCAAGAGGGAACUGCAGCGUCUGCAGCACGGCUCUAAAGCUGCUCACAUCAGCCGGUCCCGGGGUCACAUGGCUGCAGGACGGGCCUAUCAGGUGGAAGAGUUUCUGCAGAGGAAGAGAGAAGCCAUGCUCAACAAGGUGCGAGCCGAGGGACAGCUGGGAACGCGGCAAAACCUGGCAGCGACGUACGGGAGCCGGGGGGGCUCGAUCCGCUUCAGGAGGCCCAGAGCCAACCGGGAGGAGGAG